Tuber aestivum (summer truffle) is the source of this 18007-nucleotide messenger RNA. Lineage: Eukaryota; Fungi; Ascomycota; Pezizomycetes; Pezizales; Tuberaceae. The record is from the annotation of a GenBank genome assembly.
GAAAUUAUAAUCUUGUUUUUUCGGACCACCAUUUCUUUGGGCGCUCUUUAUUUUGCCAAUUCGAUCAUUUCCUAUAGUAUCACCAAUUCGGGUCCGUCGUACGAGUACUCGAGUAGAGUCUAGCCGUUGAAACUGACCAAUGCGAUGUCAAGUAAUCCGGCUGACCACCAAAUGCGCCGUUACACGGUUUUUCCCAACCUCUGCAUUGCCGCAGCACCAACCCCCGAUCCUGAGCUGCCUACGCAUAACUCGGUGGAGCUUCGAAUUCCCAGCAAUAUUUCAGAGGAAUCGAUACUUGUCUCAUGGUCGCGGAUAUUGAGGGGAUACGUACCCGGGGAUAGUGUGGUGUUUCGAGUUGGAGAUGAAGUUGUUAAUGUUGAUUUUCUGACUGGCGACGUGGGGCACAUUCCUGAGAAAAUCGUCCAAGUUGGGGACGAGGAAGGUGCUUCGCAGAGAUGUACCGGCAUUUAUUUCCAAACUGUAUGUGACCCCGCAUCAUCAUCCUCGUUAUCGGGAUGAACUCAAGCGUGAUGUUUUAACCCUCUGACCAAUUGAUCCACGUGACUUAAUAGGUUGAAGCCGCACAGCUGCCCGAUGUGUUUCUAGUAGUAAACUUCUCGGAGUCGAUUAUUUCCAUAUCGGCCUCCAAGGCGGUGGUUCCUCCUCAGCACCUGCAAUCACUUGCCUCACAACUUCUUCGGGUUCUAUCGGGAGACCCCGCUUUUCUGUUGGAGCAGAUUGCCGAGUCCGGUGCCAAUCCCCAGGAUACGGGGGCUUUCGUUGCACUUGGGAACGGCAAUUCCGUGUCAUUUGGCGAGCUGUCGGUUCUAAACCCUCAUCCUCAAAAGCUCGUUGGACCAAGGCUCUUACACGAGCUCAUAUCUCCUGCACAUUGUGGACACAGAGCCUUGGACUUUAUGUAUGCGGACGGAGAAGCGCGGAAGUAUCAUUCGUAUGAACAACUCGACACUCUUUCCACCCAAUUCGCCCUUCGCCUUCUCGACUACCUACCUCACGACGGAACCGGGCACGCUAUUCCGGUCUUGCUUCCGCAAUCGCCGGAGCUAUAUAUCGCAUUGAUCGGGAUUUUAAAAGCUGGUGCAGCAUUUGUGCCACUAAAUCUUGACGCCCCGGCAGAGCGAAUCCGCUUCGUUUCUGGGGAUGUAAGGGCAAGCGUUGUUGUUACGGAAUCAUCAUUUUCCAAUAUUUUUACAUGGGAAGGGUGUCCGCCAACUGUCCUCGCUGACAGGAACACAACAACGGCUCCAGACGAGCUCAGGCUGCCUUCGGACAUCGACCCUAGUGGGCCAGCAUAUGUUAUGUAUACCUCCGGCUCCACUGGCACUCCGAAGGGCGUCAUAAUUUCUCACUCAGCCGCUACCCAAUCCCUUCUGGCCCAUGAGGAACAUAUUCCAUUGUUCGAACGAUUCCUUCAGUUUGCCGCGCCUACAUUCGAUGUCUUUGUCUUUGAAAUGUUCUUCCCAUUGUUCCGCGGAAAGACCCUUGUUGCUUGCGACCGGGGGAGACUCCUCGCAGAUCUUCCGGGAGUGAUCAACCGGCUCAAUAUAGACGGAGCGGAGCUAACCCCAACGGUUGCGGGCGGGCUUCUUAUUGAGCGAAACAAAGUGCCCGGGCUAAAAGUGUUACUGACAAUUGGCGAGAUGUUGACACGCCAGGUCGUGGACCAGUUCGGGGGCAGCGUACUGCAGGGCAUGUAUGGACCAACCGAGGCAGCAAUACAUUGUACCCUUGCAAUCGGUUUUGAAAAGAGCUGGAAGAUCGGGGAUAUUGGGGUGCCGUUUAAAACAGUUUCUGCCUUUGUCCUUUCUACUACCGCGUCCGACCCGGAGGUUUUACCCCUCGGCUGGACUGGCGAGCUCGCGAUUGGGGGAUAUCAGCUUGCCGAUGGAUACUUGAAUCGUCCGGAAUUAACGAAGGAAGUAUUUAUCGAUUCGAAAGAAUACGGUAGACUUUAUCGGACCGGGGAUCGUGCGAGGAUAUUACCGGGCGGAAGGAUUGAGUGUCUUGGCAGAGUUGGAGCUGGUCAGGUUAAGCUUCGAGGGCAAAGGAUAGAACUAGGAGAGAUAGAAGAGGUUGUGUUGAGAACACCAGGCGUUAAAGGUGCUGUUGCGAGUGUAUUGGGGGACAGGCUGGUCGUCUAUGCUGGAGGUGGAGUCGAGCGAAAAGCUGUAUAUGAUGUUUGUAAGAAGUGGCUACCGGGCUUUAUGGUACCGAGUGAUCUUGUGAUAUUUGACGUAUUACCACGAUUACCUUCCGGCAAGGCUGAUCGGAAGAGACUGGAUAAACAAUACUUGGAGACAUCUCAAAUGCCUGCCCCAGAGGGUGGCACCGAGGAGCUCAACGAUAUGGACCAAAUUGUCAUUGGUGGUGUCGAGGAAUUAUUAGGUCACAGGCCGUCUAGACAGGGCAGCCUCAUGGCGAUGGGACUCGAUUCAAUACAAGCUAUUCGCCUGGUCUCAGUCUUACGAUCACAAGGCUUUACUGUCGAAGUAGUUGAUGUUCUCCGGGCCGAUUGCGUCGAUGGCAUUGCUUCCGCAAUGCGCCUAACCGAAACGGGUUCGCCGAAUUCCUUAGCCAACGAGAAUAUCAUAGCCAAAUUCCGUGCGAUACAGGAAGCUGUACGACCAAGAUUGUCAGCGCAACAAGAGGGUAUCCAAGACAUUUUACCUUGCACACUUAUACAGGAAGCUAUGCUCGCUGAAACUGCAAGAGACUCUGAAGCAUACUGCAACUGGAUUUUGUUGGAGCUACCUUUGAGACUCCCGGCUUCUACUAUUGAAGAGGCUUUCCGGGGUAUCAUUGACCGUAACGAGAUCCUGAGAACGAGUUUUGUGACUGUCGGUGACGGGUUCGCUCAAGUCGUUUGGAAAUCAUCUAGGACUGGACAGUUUUCCCUUGCGGACGAAGUUCGGUCAUCAUGGAAAGUGGCGUCACUUGAGCAGCUUGUUGAACCCCCUUUUGCAGCUUCCUUGGUUGGGGGUACAGGUGUUUGGCAGUUAAGUGUACACCUACAUCAUGCUGUUUACGAUGGUUGGUGUUGGGAGCAGGUGCUCUCUGACUUCUCCUUCUAUCUAAGCGGGAGCACCAAAUUACCAAUUCGGCCACAAUACCGAGAUAUAGUUCAAUACGAAAUAUCAAGAAGUAGAGAGUCAAAGGAAGUAUCUGAGGGAGUUUGGAAACGAUUUUUAGAUGGGGCUCCCGAUUCGAGACUACCUGGCUUCCAUGGGCAUACUGCUGCUCCUCCUGGCAUCUUUACAGAGAUGAUUGAUUUACGGGUUACCCGCUCAGAAUAUGAAGCUUCGGCAAGGGUGAUGAGGGUCAGCCCACAGACACUUAUCCAAACGGCCUGGGGCUAUCUGUUGAGUCUCUGCGUAGGAUCUCCGGAUGUCGUUUUUGGGACGGUGGUCUCGGGAAGGACAAUGGCUCUGCCCGGGGUUGAGGAUAUCUUAGGACCAACCAUUCUCACACUGCCGCUCAGAGUGAAAAUAGGGCAAGGAGCCACUAUAGAGGAUGUUGUUCAGGAUGUCCAUAGGGGCAAUCGGCUGGUAUUGGAGCAUUCCGGGCUUCCACUGAGAGAGAUUAGGAAGGUUUGCGGAAUUGAAGGGACACAGUUCAAUUCCUUACUAGUGUGGCAGCAAACACUGAAGACGGGAGGGGAUCUCGGGUUGGUAAGACAGGUCGAGAGCCGAGACAGACUUGAGGUAAGCGCUCCCAUCUUGUGAGGUCCUAUGAACCCUGAUGUUGAUCUUUGCGUGGUUUAGUUUCCUUUGCUGCUAGAGAUUGAGCCCAGCCAGGAUGCUAUCCAAAUCAGGGCGACAUACCAGCACGCCGUGCUACCGCACUCACAUGUUAAACUUCUUCUAAGACAGUUGGACCAACUUGUUUCUGGGAUUAUUUCUCAACCGGCAAGCAAACUGAGGAACCUAUUGGAUUCCUUGAGCGAAGAUACUCUUGCAAUUGAGAAUCCAUAUCCAGCACCAGCUGCAGAUCCUAAAACGGCUUCUCUUGCAGAACUUUUCGAGCUCUCUUCGGUGAUGAGACCUACAACUAUUGCACUUGAUUUCGCAAGGAACCUUGUCGAUGACGCACCCGACUCAACAAAACUCACUUAUGCCGAGCUUAACACACAUGCAAACAAACUCGCUCAUCAUCUGAUCUCGCUGGGCGCCAUCGCCGACGAACUUGUCUGCGUGUGCAUGGAAAAGUCGCCUGAAAUGUAUAUAGCUAUACUGGCGAUUCUCAAGGCUGGCGCAGGUUACCUCCCGCUCACACAAGAAACGCCAAAGCAGCGCAUGAGACAGAUUUUAGAAAUUGCCGGGGUAAAGAUUUGUUUGACUACUGAAAAUUUGAAAGAUAAGUUAGGAAUACCGGAGGAUUCGCGGGUGGUAGCGGUUGAUGUCAUAGAUGUUGACGAAUACACUGAUAACAAUCCCGGGACUGUCCGAAGUGGUGACACAUUAGCAUACGCUGUGUUCACUUCUGGAAGCACGGGUUCCCCGAAGGGGGUUCUAGUUACUAACGCCAAUAUUGUGGAUAAUCUCCUGGUUUUGAAGGAAUUGUAUCCUACCAACGAGCGGUCUAGGCUUCUGCAGUUUUGCUCAAUUAGUUUUGAUGGUAGGGUUGUCCGUUUUAAUUAUGGGAAAUUGGGAUAACAUUUGAUUAGUAUCUGUUUUCGAGAUCUUCUAUGCAUGGGCCAUGGGCAUCCGCCUAUGUUCCGGAACUAAGGAUGUACUCCUCCGUGAUAUCGAGGGCGCAAUCAACACGAUGAGGAUCACCCACUUGAGCAUGACUCCAACAGUUGCUGCACUGGUCAGUCGGAAGAAUGUGCCAAGAGUUGAGUUCUUGGUAACGGCGGGCGAGGCUUUAACGCGUAAGGUUUAUGAUGAUUGGGCAGGGAAGGGACUCUUCCAAGGUUAGAUUUACUGAACCCAUCUAAGAGAGACGAGAGCUGAAAGUUUGUAGGAUAUGGGCCGAGCGAAACCGUGAACAUAUGUACCGUGAAGCCGAAUGUACGGGAGAUUGACCAUAUCAAUAAUAUUGGGGCACCGUUUACGAACACAUCCGCGUUCGUGGUUGCAGAUUCUGAAGAGGAAUUUAGAGUGUUACCGUUGGGUGGAAUUGGGGAGCUCUGUUUCGGGGGCGCUCAAGUGGUGAGAUAUCAUGAUACGUCUAGAUUUCCACCGUUGUUCAGGCUAACUAGCGAUUUAGGCGCGCGGAUACCUGAAUAUGCCCGAACUCACGAGUCGCAAAUUCAUUUCCCAUCCCAAAUACGGCAGGGUAUACAGAUCCGGUGAUAUCGGGAGAAUGCUGCCUGACGGUUCGCUCGAGUUCAUCGGACGGCAGGACGACCAAGUCAAAAUUAGAGGCCAGAGGAUCGAGCUUGGAGAAAUCGCCUCGGUUUUACUUCGAUCGAAGGAUGUUAUUGAUGCGGCGGUGAUCCCAGUCCGAAGAGAGCCACAAGAUCCCUAUCAGCUCGUCGCUUUCGUCGUUCUACGGGGAUUGGAGAGUUCGGAAUUUUCGGUAACCCAGAAUAAUGAGCAUGUGAAGAAGUUAGUUGCCGAGAUUUUCCAGGGCGUGACAAACUUCCUUCCACCAUAUAUGGUUCCGCCUGCUAUAAUUCCGUCGACCGCACUGCCGAUGACGGCCCAAGGAAAGAUCGAUACAAAGCUACUACAUUCUACGUACUUCGGACUGGACAGCGGCGUUGCAGAAGAUUAUACGUUGGGAUCUUCAUCUGGAGUAGGUGGACAGGAAUGGACAGCACUAGAACGCGAGAUUGCAGACGUUAUCGCUGAGGUCGCACGAGUGACGCCUGACGAGGUCGGGCGAACGACAUCCAUAUUCGGACUAGGACUUGACUCGAUAUCAGUUAUCCAAUUAUCUAAUCGACUCGCAAAGACGGGAUAUAUAAGACUAGACGUUUCCCAGAUUAUGCGAAAUCCGAGUGCAAGUUCUAUUGCAAAUUUGUUGCAAGCUUCCGUGCUUGAUCCAAUACUAAGCAAGCCCGUUCCUAAUGGCCGCAUAGAUGAAUUUGCGGCGGAAGUCAAGGGCUCAGUUUUGGGUCAACUUGGGCUCUCCGAGGAUGGAGUCAAGAUGAUCCUUCCUUGCACCCCGUUGCAAGAGGCGAUGCUUAGCCAGAAUGAGGAUGCGGACUUGAGCCUUUACUACAAUCACACCACACUUAAUCUUAGUGCGGAUCCAGCACGAUUACGGCAAGCGUGGGAACUUGUGCUCAAGACACACGAUAUAAUGAGGACUUGUUUUUGCCUCACACCUCACCCACGACAUGCAUAUGCCCAAGUGGUGCUUAACGAUUAUCAACUGCCUUGGUCUUCCUUCCAGUUAGAGGCGGGCGUGGAUAUCUCGGAAGUGAUUAACCAGCGGAUUGCUUAUAUAUCCGAAUCACUUGGAACCUCGAGGCCGCCAUAUGCAUUUUCGUUACUACAGACCUCCGGAAAGGCAACCCUAAUAAUGCAUUUCCAUCACUCUUUGUAUGAUGGGUUUGCUAUGGAUAUGUUACUAGAUGACGUACGCAGAGCUUACCACGGCUUGGAACUUCCUGUCAGGGGUACUUUCAAACGGUUCUUGGAGUAUAUGGAGGACCUAGACUUGGCUCGGGCUGACGAAUUUUGGAAGCAAACAUUAGAAGGCCUCGAACCUUCUUUGUUCCCAGACUUGACUGGACUGGCGGCCGCGGUAGGGUGCUCACUUGCAGGAAUGAGUUCAGCGAAGAUUUCUUGCUCAAGGAGUUUAACAUCCGUCGAGGGAGGUUGUAGAGGCUUGCAGACGUCCCUCUUAGCCCUUGGACAGACUGCUUGGGCGCGGCUACUUUCUGUGUGCACUGGUGAAGCCGAUGUUUGCUUCGGUAAUGUGGUCAGCGGACGGACUAUUCCUGUCGAGGGAGUUGAAGAUGUUAUUGCCCCAUGCUUCAAUACCGUGCCUAUCCGAGUUCAAGUUUCGCCUGAUUCAACCAAUUGGGAUAUCGCAAACAGGCUGCAAUUAAUCAAUGCAGAGUUACUUCCAUUUCAGCUCACCCCCUUACGAAGAAUCAUGACUACACUACGCACCCAAGGGCAGAGGUUGUUCGACACAUUGUUCAUUCUACAACAUGCCAGUCACCCAUCUGAUAUGGAGGAAUUAUGGUCCGAGGUUGGCGACCGAGGAGAGAUGGAUUUCUCUAUUGUAGUAGAACUUGUGCCGUCUCGGAAGACAGACACUUUGGAGAUUGCGCUUCACUUCCGGAGGUACGUUUUAAUAGAGAUGUAGCGAGCUUGUAACAUAGUACUGAUAUCUGGGCAGAGACAUAUUGCUAGGCGAACAUGUAGAUGUUCUCGUAAGAUUGUUAAACUGUGCUAUUGUCUCUUCUCUUAGUCAGCCAUCCAAUUCUGCUACGGAUUUCAUGUCUUUCGAUCAAAAUUUCCUUUCGUGCGCAAAUAGCAUACCAGUCAAUAUCUACGACGAGCGAAGUCCGGGUCUAUUACACUCUGAAUUCGAACGUCAUGCAGAAGAGGGCUCGUCACGCAAUGCUCUGGAAUAUCUUAAUAAGGAUGGCGAGAUCGCUACCUGGACAUUCGGAAAACUUAAUCAGGAAGCUAACAGAGUUGCACACUACCUAAUCAGCAAAGGAAUGAAGAGGGACGACGCGGUACCACUAUGUCUGGAAAAAUCUCCAAUGUUUUAUAUUUGCGUUCUCGGUGUGUUGAAAGCCGGUUCCGCUUUUACUCCAAUCGACCCCAGCUUGCCGGAACAGCGGAAACGGUUUAUGAUUGAGGAACUUGGUGCUAAAAUAGUGCUUGCAGCCAAGUCAACUUCUCAAGACCUAAGGAUCCCCAAGGGAGUGGAGCUUGUGGAUAUCACGAGUGAGGAUCUAUCAUCUUGGCCAAAUUCGAAUCCCAUAAUAGAGGAUCUUAGGGAGGAUUGCCUGGCAUAUCGAAUUUAUACCUCUGGAUCAACAGGAAAGCCCAAGGCGGUAUCGUUGGAGAUCCGCAGUGCAGUCCACACGUUCCAUGCUUCCCGAUCCAUCAUCCCAUGGAGAGAAAGCUCGAGAUUACUACAGUUUGCCGCAACAACAUUUGAUAUGUGUUAUUAUGACUGUUUCAUGGCCUGGACUUACGGGUUUACUCUCUGCUCCGCGGACAGGAGCCGAUUGCUUGGUGAUUUGGAAGGGACAAUCAAGAGGAUGGGAGCUACAAUGUUAGACUUGACUCCCACCGUGGCAUCAACUCUACAUCCGGAGAAUUUGCCGGAGGUUGAAUUACUUUAUUGCAUCGGAGAGACCAUGCCUCAGAAUCUCGCCAAUGACUGGGACGGGCGUUGCGCUAACUCUUAUGGGCCCACUGGUAAGAAAUAUCAUCCUGAUAUUCGAUUGACACUAACGUGAUAUACAGAAGCGGCAAUGUGUUGCACGAUCGUUCCCACCAACAAGAAAAUCAAGCCUUCGAAUAUCGGUAAGCCAUUCGGUACUGUGAGCUUCCAUGUACUCACCCAGGACGGGAGAUCAAUGGUCCCAAUAUUUGGGAGCGGAGAGCUAUGUAUUGGAGGUCCGCAGGUUGCGCGGGAAUACCAUAACAACCCGGAACUUACGGCAAAUAGAUUUAUCAACUUCGGAGGAAACCGAAUCUACCGAACUGGUGACCUAGUUCGCCAGCUGGCGGAUGGAAGUUUUACAUUCAUUGGGCGUGCAGAUGACCAGGUCAAGAUUCGGGGACUCCGUGUGGAGUUGGACGAGAUCAACUCCGUGCUUAGGGGUGCACAUGAUAGAAUUAUAGAUGCUACGACUAUAAUUAUGAAGCGCAGUGAUGAUUCCAAGGAGCAACUUGUGUCCUUCCUUGCGCUGGGGGACCGAAAACAACAUGGGACGAGGGCCAUUGUUCUCAAGGUCGAUUCGCAGCCGGACGGUAUCACGACAGCAUCCCGCAAUGCCGCGAUAGCCAAGCUUCCACGAUAUAUGGUUCCCGGGGUUAUCCUGGUCAUAGAUCAUAUUCCGCUCUCGGCAGCUGGCAAGAUUGACAAGAGGUCCUUAGCAACACUAUUCAAAGAGCAGGAUAUCCAGUCACUUACUUCCAGACUUGCUGAUGCAGACGAUGGCACGGAAUGGACCGAAGCCGAGACAAAAAUCAGAGAGGCCUUUUCAAAGAUAUCACGAGUUCCCGUUGAGCAGAUUUCGCGACCUUCCACGAUUUACGAGAUUGGACUUGACAGUAUCAGUGCUUCACAAGUUGCUAUGGAGUUGAGGAAGGCUGGACUGCAGGUUUCCGUGAUUGAUAUAUUGGAAAGACCCUCAAUUACAUUACUUUCUCCUAACCUGAAAUCUAUCACCGGGGUAUCAACAGCAGAGGAUACAUCCAAUGAGAUGCUCUCUGUAUUCGCCGCGCGCUUUAUGGAUCGGGUUUGUGCUGAAACAGGAUUACCGAAAGAUAAAAUUACUAGUGUAUAUCCUUGCACACCGCAGCAAGAAGGGAUGAUUUCCCAAUUUCUGCGGUCUGAGGGGAAGCUGUAUUUUAAUCACAUAGUUUUUGAGCUCCCAGAAAACAUCGAUCUAUCAAAACUACGCGAUUCCUGGUAUGUCGUUUUUAAGUCACUCGAUAUUCUACGAACCGGUUUUGCUGGCGUCGACGAUGCUCAGCAUUCCUUUUCAAUGAUUGUCCAUAAUCCGAGUACUGUUAAACUACCUUGGUCAGUAGUGCCAACGAGAGAAAACUUGGAGGAGCUCAUCGCAAGCCAGAAAGGCGAGAAGGCUUCCAUCGCACUCAGGGAUCUUCAUUUACCAUUAUGGAGCCUCACUCUAUUCGAAAAGUCUUCCGGGAAUCAUUUUCUCAUGUUAUCUGCACACCACGCGUUAUACGAUGCACACUCCCUAACAGUUAUCCUUCAUAGUGUUGCCCGUCAAUACUCUAGGAAAGCCUAUUCCCUAUCACACACAUUUUCCCGUGCCCUUAGCGAGAUCGUGAAACAUACCACGGAUAGUAAGAUUAUAUCUGAUGAUCAGGAAUUCUGGAAAAAGCAUCUCCACGGCUGCACAAUCUCCCGGUUUCCGAACCUGUCCCCCCUCAGAGUUAAGAGCACCGCAAGCCAUGUAUCUUCCAUCGACGCAAAUUGGAGUUUGUCGGAUAUUGAAAAGGCAUGUAGGCAACUAGGGAUAUCGGUGCAUGCUGCCGGGCAAGCAGCCUGGGCCAGGGUUUUGUCAGCGUAUUCGGGAGAGACUACAGUGACAGUGGGUGUCGGUUCGUGUUCCUUCCGACUCGGUGUUGGUGGACGGUACUGACGAAAAGUAGUAAUUUCGGGAAGGUCCGGGAUUAGUGAUGCCGAGGAUCUGGCGUUUCCUUGUAUCGCGACUCUCCCGUCGCUAUGCGUGCUGGCAGGAAGCAAUCGGGAGCUUACACUCAACAUUCAGAAUGGAAAUUCCCAGAUGCUCAAGCAUCAACAUACGCCUCUUAGAUCGAUACAGAAGUGGCUGGGUCAUGCUGAACAGUCUCUGUUCGACACGAUUUUCGUAUAUCAGAAGGGUGAAGUCCGCCAGGACGGGGCCGGCCUUGCCUGGAAAACAGUGCAAGAAGAGGCAUCUGUCGAUUACUCGAUAUCUUUGGAGCUAGAACCUGUUGCAGGCAAUUCUUUACUGAUCCGUGCUACGUGCAAGGACAAUAUCAUGCCACGAGAGCAGACAGAAUUAUUGCUCCAUCAGUUCCAGGCGGCCUUGGUCGACAUCCUGGAAUCGCCCGAUAGCCUUAGCACUGAAUUUUACCGGUUCCCCAAAGAACUCCUUUCUUGUACCCCCGCGGAAGAGGACGAAAUCCCCACUGACAUUCACCUUCUUCACAAAUUUGUUGAGAAGCAUCGUCAUCUUGUUCCGGACAAAGUUGCAUAUGAGUUUGCGACUUCAAUCGAGCAAGGAUGCACGAUCAAGGAGACAUGGAGUUACACUCAGCUCGACGAAGAAGGUAAUAAAGUUGCAAACUACUUACUAGACCAGGGAGUCAAGACUGGAGAUAUCAUCGGAAUCUGCUUUGACAAAUGCCCGGAGGCGUCGUUCGCCAUUCUUGGGAUUUUGAAAGCCGGCUGUGCAUUUGUCGCCCUGGACUACAAUGCGCCCAUAGACCGGAAGUCCUUCAUAAUUUCGGACUCGAAAGCAAAGCACGUUCUCACAAUGGAUAAAUUCGCGAAUGAGUUAAACGGUAAAUUAGACGCAAAGAUCGUCAGCAUGCAAAGCAGUAUUACAAUAAAAACCGCCUCCACGGACACCCCCGAAAUCCCAGAUCUGAAGCCCAGCGGCCUAUGCUAUUGCCUCUACACUUCCGGUACAACUGGAACACCGAAGGGCUGCGAACUAACACACGAGAACGCCGUUCAGGCCAUGCUUGCCUUCCAGCGCCUAUUCAGCCCCCAUUGGGACUCCGAAUCCCGCUUCCUCCAGUUCGCAUCCUUCCACUUCGACGUUAGUGUUCUAGAGCAGUUUUGGAGCUGGAGCGUGGGCGUUUGCGUGACCUCUGCUCCUCGAGAUCUUAUCUUCCAAGACCUUGCACUAACUAUUCGGGAGUUGCGGAUAACGCACUUGGACCUUACACCGAGCCUUGCUACGUUGAUUAAGCCAGAAGAGGCACCGCUGUUGUGUAAGGGUGUGUUUAUCACCGGGGGUGAGCAACUCAAGCAGGAGAUUUUGGAUGUUUGGGGAGAGAAGGGGUGUAUUUAUAACGGGUAAUACAUUGAUACCACGUUAAUACCCUUGUCAGAGAACUAAUACUCGAUAGAUACGGGCCUACCGAGGUUACAAUCGGGUGCACAAUGUACCCUAGGGUUCCAGCAAGCGGGAAACCGUCGAAUAUUGGACCUCAAUUCGCCAAUGUUGGGUCAUUUGUUUUGGCUCCAAGCACGGACAAACCGGUUCUUCGUGGUGCGAUAGGAGAGCUCUGUGUUUCCGGGAAGCUAGUGGGACGUGGAUAUCUGAAUCGGCCCUUACUUACCGAAGAAAAAUUCCCCUAUCUCGAAUCCUUGGGCACUCGCAUAUACCGCACCGGUGAUUUGGUCCGUAUAUUCCAUGACGGCACAUUUGACUUUGCAGGGAGAGCAGAUGACCAGGUCAAACUUCGUGGGCAGCGAUUGGAAAUCGGCGAAAUCAACGAGACACUCAAGCAAGCGACCACUCGCGCCCGGGCUGUAGCGACCCUGGUCUUGAGGCACCCAAAGCAGCAGAAAGACCAACUUGUGUCGUUCGUCGAGCUAGAAACCGGAGGGUCCAUUAAUCGUUCCGAUAUCAAGGUUUUUGAUGACCCUAAACAGUACUCUCAGGUCAUCACUAUCUUAACAGACGAGUGCAGACGCAAGCUACCUUUGUAUAUGGUCCCCACUCACUUCUUGCCUGUUUCUGCGAUCCCACUCUCGGUAAAUAAUAAAGUUGACAACAAGAGACUUAAAGUACUCUAUCAUGAAACAUCACUCGAGACACUUCAGCGGAUUUCGAAAAGGGAGGAUGCAGAAGAUGGGAAUUGGUCUGAGGUUGAGGAGAGGUUAAGGUUUGUGCUAGCUGAUCUGACCACCCUCAAGCCCUCUGAUAUAAAACGGUCGUCCACAAUUUUCGAGCUUGGUUUGGACUCUGUUUCUGUGGUGGGACUGGCUCGUCGCUUAAAGAGGGCCGGUUUCGUGGCGGCGUCCGUUUCCAUUAUUGUGCAGCGUAAGCUUCUCAUUACCUUUAUUUGAUAUCUACUAACUCUAUAUACAGACCCACUUUUAUCUCAGCUAGCUUCAGAACUAAGUAGAGAAGACGCUAGCAGUUCACAAGAGUUAUCCAUUGCCGAAUCGGUGAAACAGAACGUGUCAGCUUUCGUCAACAAGAACGCAUUUGAGGUUUACGAACAGCUUUCCCUAGACCCUAGUGAUGUCGAAGCAAUCUCUCCAUGCACGGCACUUCAGGAAGGGAUGAUAGCUAGGUUCCUUGAUUCCGAAAAGCCACUUUACUACAAUUCUUUCCCGAUGGUGAUGUCUUCGCCUAAUGACGUCGAUGGGAUCCGCAAAGCAUGGAUUCAGGUAAUACGCUCCACGGGGAUACUGCGUACUUGCUUCUGCGAGACUCCGGAUGGAUACGCUCAGGUGGUCCUUAAGAACCCUGAGAUGCAGUGGGAUAAAAUCUCAACACCCGAUAACACUGUUCAAAACACUAUCCUAGGCAAACUAACGAAGCACGCGGACUCCAAUAGGGACUUGCAUAAGGUGCCGCUUUACCUUCUCGUUGUGGAAACCCCAAAGAGGACGCUUCUUGUUCUUAAUAUCUUCCAUGCACUUUACGACGGGAGCAGCUUGCCAUUGAUCCUUGCGGAUGUCCAGAUGGCUUAUCAUGGCCAAUACGAACCAAGACCUUACCAAUUCGCCGACGUUGUCGGACAUCUACUUUCGGUCGAUACCACCAGAGCGCGCACAUUCUGGGAGAAGGCACUCGCUGGGGCCACCCCCCACCGCUUUCCCGAAACCCCCGGGGUGAUAGACGAGGGUGACCAUAUGGUACAUCUCGCUUCCAAAACUAGUAUCGCAAGUGUCGAAUCUAUCUGCAAGAGGAUUGGAUGCACCCCCCAAGCUGUAUAUCAAUCUGCGUGGGCAAGUGUGCUAUCAGGAUUUAUAGGACUGAGACCGGUCUUUGGAAUUGUUGUUUCUGGACGCGCUAUUCCAUUGGAGAACGUUGAACAGACUAUCGGGCCACUUUUCAACACCAUUCCAUCAACGUUAAAUCUCGAAAAUGCGUUAUCGUGGGAAGAACUGAUUAAGGAAGCACACCACUUCUACUCAGAAUCUAUUCCAUAUCAUCAUACACCUUUGAGCCUUGUCAAUAAGUGGAUGCGAGCAACAGCAGAGAGGCCACUAUUUGAUACUUUGUUCGUAUACCAAAAGGGUGAGACCGCGAAUUCUAAUCUGGGCGUCCCCUGGGAACUUAUGGAUAGUGCCGCUUCUGCAGAUGUAUGUAUUCUGAUUUCCCAUCCGAUGUGUCGCCGUUGCUAAUUAUUUCACUAGUAUCCUCUCGCGCUAGAAGUUGAACAAAGUCACUCCCAUGGAGUGAAGUUCUCGAUAGUCUCGAAAGGAUCACUCAUGACAAGAGAGAUGUCCUUGGAGCUGCUGGAACGCCUCGACGGACAGCUGCAGUGCAUUGCAGACGACCCAACCUGCCGACCAUCUAUUGUAUCCACUCUAGAAAAACAGCCCACCUCCAAUGUGACCAAUCUCGACAAUUCACCUAACCGAGAACAUUCCUCUUGGGGAACAAAAGCUAAUAUCCUGCGCCAAACAAUAGCGGCUCUCGCCGAGGUCGAUGAAUCCGAUAUUACUAUGGACUCUUCUAUAUUCGAACUAGGAUUGGACAGCAUUGAAGCUAUCAAGUUAUCCUCACGGCUUCGUCGGUAUGGAAUGAAAAUCUCAGUAGGCAACAUUAUGCGAAACCCAACCAUCCGGAAGCUGGAGUUGCUCCUCAGUGGAUCUUCAGUCCAGCCAGAGGGAUCGAGCGAGGAAGAGCUACUUCCUAAGUUCGCGGAGUGCAUACGAAAAGUUUGGAAGUUUCAGAGACAUGACGAUAUUGAAGCUAUUUACCCAACCACACCUCUCCAGGAAGCCAUGAUAGCCGAAACCCUAGCCUCAGACUACCAAUUGUAUUUCAACCACGAUGUCUUGAAUAUAGAGGACUGGGUCAACACUGACGAUCUCCGACGGGCCUGGACCACCGUAGUCGAACGGUCCGAAAUUCUAAGGACAAGCUUCUUCAAUGCAUCUGAGCUAUUCCCCCAAUCCCCGUGCACCUUUGGUCAACUAGUUCACAAACGGUCAAAAUUCCACUGGGGCGAAGUAACUGCGACCAACAACGGCGAUCUCCAUGCCACUUUCAAGAAUGUCAUGCAGGAAGCCACGGAGGAGGUUGACGUGCUGCAAGGCCCCCCUUUCAGAGUUACAAUUGUACACAGUGACAAGGCUAGGCAUCUCAUACUCUCCAUAUCUCAUGCUCUCUAUGACGGGUGGUCUAUUGCAUUGCUACAUGAGGACGUACAAAACGCAUACCAUGAUUCACUAACUCAGAGGCCAUCUUGUCGUCUACUAUUGGAAAAUGUUUACGGUGAAGACCAAAAACUGGCCGAAAGAUUCUGGAAACAGAUUCUUGCAGGCGCUUCUCCCUCAAGCUUCCGAACCCUAUCGACCGGAACAGAAAAACCCAGGAGUUACAGACAAGAACAAAAUUCAUCUAUGUCGUUCUCAGCCAUCCAGGCAUUCUGCAAGCAUACGGGGGUCACUGUUCAAUCGCUUGGACAAACGUGCUGGGCGCUCCUUUUGGCUCAUCACUUGGCUGAACCAGACGUUGUGUUUGGCACCGUUCUUUCGGGAAGAGAUUUUGAUUCCGCAGAUGAGAUUAUGUUUCCGGCAAUGAAUACAGUUCCUAUCCGAGCGAUCAUCCAUGGGUCAUACAAGGAGAUGUUACAAUAUAUGCAAGACAAUUCUGCAAAUGUAAUCAAGUACCAGCAUACCCCUCUUCGGAAAAUUCAAAAACUUGCCAGUAGUAAUGGACAGCGCCUUUUCGAUACUUUGUUCAUAUACCAGCGCGGCCGCAAGGGGUCAGUUGACAAGCAGAAGGCUUUGUGGCAUUCGGUUGGUGGGACAUCCGAGGUUGAGGUAAAAAUCUACUGAAAUACCAUUGGUUGGACCCGGCUGACUGUAGAAGUAUAAUGUUUGUGUUGAGAUGGAACAGGCUGGGGAUAAUUUGAUAUGGAGGACAGCUUGCAAAUCGACAGUGUUUGGCUUCGAAAACAGACAGUCGCUUCUUCAGAUGCUGGACUCGUUACUGGUCGAUAUCGUAAGCCAUACUAACCAGCCUUCCAUCACGUACCGUGAAACUGGCCUCACAUUUGGAAAUCUUCCAAUUUCGACUGCGGACAGCUCAAGCCCGAUGAAAACUCUGAACGGGGUUCGAAUAGACCUCGGGGGAGUAGAAUCAAUCGUCAAAAAAUCAGCAGAGAUCAUCAGUGAUUGUGGUGCAGUUGUUUUAGAAGAGAAAGGGAGGAACUUACUUGUCCUUUUUGUUACUACAAUCAACCAAAGCGAAGUGUCAACGCAGUCCCUAAUUCAGUUUGCCAGGCAAAAAUUGCCUCAUUGGUCACUUCCAUCGUUCGUCGUCCCCAUCGCAACCAUUCCAUACGCAAACUAUCAGGUAGACCGGUCAGAAUUAACAGCUUUAUUCCAUUCUCUACCAUCCAAAGAAAAACAAGAAUACUCCAUUUCUGUCGGGAGAACUAGCGAAUGGACUUCAUUGGAAAAAACCUUUCGCGAAGUUCUUGCGAGGGUCUCAAACACCCCCGAAGGGGAAAUUGGGCGAACACAAACGAUUUUUCAUUUGGGCCUCGACUCUAUAAGCGCUAUUUCUCUCUCGUCAGAAUUGAGGAAGAACUUGAUCUUCUUGAGCGUUGCAGAAAUCCUUAGCGCAGCGACAAUCGAGCGUAUGGCGGCGUCUGCUCGCGCCAUGAGUAGCCACGCAGCGCUGAAUCCCCUUGAUAGCAGGAGUAUUAUCUCUAAGGCCUGCAAGAACGUCGAGUAUAUGAGAGUUCCGGAGGGUGUCAAUAGCCACGGAGUUGAGUUCACGAUGCCAGCUACUCCUGGUCAACAUUACAUGAUCUCGAGUUGGAUAAGUUCGGGUUAUAAACUUUUUAUGCCCACUUUCUCUUUCAAAUGUAGGCGAGUGGAACCCUCUUGCGUUCUGACUGGAUGGGAGGCGCUCGUUCGACAAGAGCCAAUUCUUCGCACUACUUUUGCUGCUACAAAUGAUACGGAUGUCCCGCUUGUUCAAUUGAUUCUCCGGAGCCCGCCAACCCAAUGCAAACAAUACCAAUCUUCGUCACCUGAUAACGGUGCCCUUAUUCGAUUCCUCAUCUCACAAGAACAGGCUAAGGAACUUGAUAUGUCUCUCCCGCCAGUAUUUCUGUGCACAUUGAACACACCCACAGAGACCUUCAUUUUCAUCACCAUUCACCACGCUCUGUAUGAUGGCGUUAGCCUUCCACGCUUGAUCGCUAAAUUCCAAGGAUUCCUUGAUAAGUCGAUCGGCCGACUCCCCACCCCUGAUCCGGAAGGCCCCGAUUUCGUGGAUACAGUUGCUUUUAUGCAAUCUCGAGAUCUUGGCCACCAACGCUCGUUUUGGACUAGAUACCUGACUGAAUCGUCUUCAACUUGCGUUCCUGAAAAACCCCAUUCCACUAGUCCGCCCGAGAAACGAGUUGCGCAUUUUCAACCCAGAGCGCUUUCAAACGUCGCAAAACUGGAGAAGGAAUGUCGCCAACGUGGAAUAUCUGUUCAGGCCGUUUUCUUGGCAGCCUACGCGAAAAUUUUCGCACAACAGCAAUGUGACAAACACGGGCCCUUAGGAUCAAGAAAAGAUGCUAUAUUCGGCAUUUAUCUUUCGAAUAGGCAUCUACCGGUGGCUGAUAUAGAGUCUUUAGCCGCACCCACCCUAAACAUUGUCCCUAUACGAGUCCUAGCUCCAGGAAAUAAAUCAACAGCAGAAGUGGCUCGCCAAAUCCAGGGCGACCUAAUGACCAUUGGGGACCCAGAGAACUCAGUGGUUCCAUUAUGGCGAAUCAGGGAAUGGACCGGUGUACAGGUCGAUUGCUUCUUCAACUUCUUGAAACUUCCGGGCAGCCCCAUGUGGAACUCUAACGAUGAUGGGACAACAGUUGGGGCAGACAGGAUUAUUUUGGAAGAGUUUACCCUUGGUAACGUCGACCUUGCGGUCAGGCCCGGAGCUCACUUCGAAGGAAACGCGUCUAUGAAUAAUAUUAAGGUAAGUACUGUCCUCAACCUCCUCAAACCGCCGACCACUAACCAAGGAUUCCAGACAAAUGUUGAUAUCGAGGUCGCUGUCCGCGGCAACCAAGUUGAUGUGGGGGUAUUUUCUACAACUAGGUAUCUUAAGGAGGAGGAUGCACAAAAGACGGUCCUCUGGAUGCGCGAUAUAGUGGAGGGGAAAUGGGGGGUCUGA